AUGAGAAAUAUUUCUUACAAAAAGUUCAUUUACAUAGCGGUCCUCAAUGGCUGCCUCUUGUACCUCAUCCAACAAUGGCCAAUGAAAUCCCUUAUGGAUAAGAAAAAACCACUCUUAACAUCGAUAAAAAGAUCUGUGGUUAAGAGACUCAUUGAGAUGAGUGUCCUGCAGUGUCCCCAUACUUUACCACCACAGCCACAAGAUUUGGACGUGGUGCAAGGUACCUGGCAGGUCGAACAUCACGGGAGAGAAAAAGUCUACUUAUACUCGGCGUUCUACGACGACCGGCCACUUGCCGGUAUAUUACCGACGAUUCGAGUAUUGGCGAUGGCCACAAACGCAAAGCAAAUGAAUGCCUACUGCCACGUCUGGUUCGACGAAUAUCCCAAUAGAGCCCUAGUCGUGGAAGGAGAUGUGCGAGAAACCGGUAUGAACACAUUCGGUUAUGACGGUGUCGGUACGUUGUACGAGUACACGGUAUCGUGUCAGCUACCGUUCAAGUAUUUGCACAUCACUGGUGAUCGAGUGAUAGCGAGUGAGAUGUAUAAUUCGAGUUGCCAGGAGUUUUUUAACAGCAACGACGGAGAGGUUAAAAUAAAGAAUAUGCACGUUCAGCAGGGUAAGACAUUGCUAGUCUGCAAUAAACUAAAUAUCAAUGAAGAGGUAGAGAAGUUAAUACCUAUGUACGUAUCGUUAAGUAGGGAUGUUACGUGCAAAUUACCGACGGAGCGAUUCCCGGUAAAAGCUCACAACUCUAUGAACAACAAUUUUCACCUUCAGCAACAACCGCAGCCGCAACAACAACACAAAACGUUAAACCAUCGCAGCAACGAAAACAGCAACAACAACAACAACAACCACGACAGCAAAAACGCCACGGACUUAUUCUACCAUACAACAUUCUUACCGAUUUUUUAUGAAUUCCACGAAAAACCGUUAGUCGAGUUCUCGAUCUGUGUGGCGAACGGUCACGAUCGGUAUGAUCCGUAUCAAUUACUCGAAUGGUUCGAAUACUACAAAAUGAUGGGCGUCAAAGAGUUCAACCUCUACAACACAAGUUACUCUGGCGUCGAGUCUCUUUUCAAAUUCUACGAAAAAGAAGGCUCGUUAAUCAUGUCCCAAAUACCGCACCCUUUCGGUAUUCAGUAUAGGGAUACAAAAAAGCAAAACAAAAUUCGAAAUUUGAGAUCCGUAUCUCUGAACGACUGCAUGAUGCGCAAUAUGUACCGAGCCAAGUACUUGGUAGUAAUCGAUCACGACGAGUUUAUCGUACCGCGUGACAACAUCACAAAUUUCCACGACUUACUCGUGAGUGCAGAGAGGACGGCCAGUAAGAAGGACAAGCCGGUGAUGUCUUACGGAUUCCUAAACACCUACUACUUCCUCUCAUUCAAUCCAGAAAAAUACAAAUCAAACAAAUUCCGAACAUUACGGUUCCUACACCGAACGAAACCGUUACCACCGUAUACCGGUUCCAAAUCAAUACUAAGCCCCUUGUACUGUUACAACCUCAUGAACCAUUACUGUUACACGAGACUGCCUUUCUACAAUGGGACGCUGUCGAUUUUCGUAUCUGAAGCUGUCGCACUGAGCCACCACUACCGAUUUUGUGGUAAGUUCUUGCUACUGGAAACGUGCACGCAACUGCACACUUCCAAAAUUAAGGAUGACUCGAUGCUAAAGUUUGAGGAUUCUAUUGUCGAGAAUGUUCAUAAGGUAGCCAGGCUGUUGAGCUUAGUGGCUAGCUAG
Messenger RNA from Helobdella robusta, 1749 nucleotides. RefSeq lists its product as hypothetical. The record is from RefSeq and is a predicted model, not a curated record. NCBI's taxonomy places the organism in Eukaryota, Metazoa, Annelida, Clitellata, Rhynchobdellida, Glossiphoniidae. The coding region runs from base 1 to 1749 and encodes 582 amino acids. The transcript is spliced from 3 exons.